Molecule: messenger RNA, 675 nt
Organism: Guillardia theta CCMP2712
Lineage: Eukaryota; Cryptophyceae; Pyrenomonadales; Geminigeraceae
Exons: 1
Coding region: 1-675 (224 amino acids)
Source: RefSeq, a predicted model, not a curated record
AUGCAGACGAUUUCUCCAUGCUUGAAGAGAAAGUUGCCGACGCCUGAUGAAGUCCGCCCUGGCUUGAUCCCUGCAGGACCCACUUUCGAAAAUGAUGAAUCGUCAGGAAGAGCAAAGAAACUUUGUGCUGGCCCAAGAGUAGCAUUCAAGGAGGAGGCGAAAGUUCGUUGCCACUCAGUGGAUGAGGAAGAGGACAUUCCUGCAUCUAGGAGUGAUGGAGACGAAUGGCAGGAGUUCGUCAUCCGGACCAAGGAUCACGAUGGCAUUUCGAGGGAUGCAGCUGUUGUUUGGAGACUACUGCUCAGUGUCUUUAAUCCGUGUCAGGGAACUCUUGUCGACCGUCUCUUGGAGCUUUAUUACACUAACCAGGUUCAGCUUCUCCUCGACGCUCAUGCACGAGUCCUCAAGAUGAUUGAAUCGAUCCACAGGACAGGAAAGACUGGAAUUGUCUGUGCUUCUUGCAUUCUGGAUGGAGCGGCUCUUCCUGUUCUUAACUUGAUCGCCAAGAUGAUAUUGCAAACUUGUGCGACGAUGUUGGCGACAAACGCUGGGAUGAUCAAUGGCUUGAUGGUUGCCUUGGAUGGUUCGAUGAUCAAUCAGAACAGCUGUGCAUUGAUGGCGAACUCCAUGACCAACAUGAUUUCUUUGUCUUCUACACAAACCAAGUUCUUUUAA